Molecule: messenger RNA, 3590 nt
Organism: Pungitius pungitius (ninespine stickleback)
Lineage: Eukaryota; Metazoa; Chordata; Actinopteri; Perciformes; Gasterosteidae
Product: multiple epidermal growth factor-like domains protein 11
Molecular function (GO): protein binding
Source: RefSeq, a predicted model, not a curated record
GCUGAGAGGACAUCUCACACCUUCUCCUGUGGACCGGCGCGGAGGCGGAGGACUUUACUCCUGUUGUCUACAUAUUUUUAUAUAAAAACAACCUCAUUUUUUAAAACAUAUUUUACUGUCACGUGGUGUCUCAGGGAGCUGUGUGUUUAUUUUGGCUCGUAAGUCCACGAUGAUGAACUUUAUUUAGGACGCAUCCCUCAUGCAGGACGGAGGGAGGGGGGCGAUGGGGGCGAUGGGGGCCCUGCUGGGGCUCAGCCUGCUGGGCUUCGUCUGUCUGGCCUCGGCCCUCAACCCAGACGACCCCAACGUGUGCAGCCACUGGGAGAGCUACGCCGUGACGGUGCAGGAGUCCUACGCGCAUCCAUUCGACCAGGUCUACUACACCCGCUGCACCGACAUCCUCAACUGGUUCAAAUGCACCAGGCACAGGAUCAGCUACAAGACGGCGUACAGGAGGGGCGUGCGGACGAUGUACCGGCGACGCUCUCAGUGCUGCCCCGGCUUCUAUGAGAGCGCAAACCUUUGUGUUCCGCUGUGCACUGAAGAGUGCGACCACGGACGCUGCGUCUCUCCUGAUACCUGCCAGUGCGAGCCCGGCUGGGGAGGACUGGACUGCUCCAGCGGCUGUGAGAGCGACUUCUGGGGCCCCCACUGCAGCAACCGCUGUCAGUGCCGUAACAGGGCCAAGUGCAACCCCAUCACCGGAGCCUGCGUGUGCACCGACGGCUUCCAGGGGUGGCGCUGCGAGGAGCCCUGCGACCCCCACCUCUACGGCAAGGACUGCCUGCUGGAGUGCCAGUGCCUCAACGGCGCCACCUGCCAGCAUCAGACCGGCGAGUGCCUGUGUGCGCCCGGCUACACCGGGGCCUUCUGUGAGGAGCCGUGUCCUGCGGGUAAACACGGGCCCCUGUGUGAGCAGCGAUGCCCCUGUCAGAACGGAGGAGAGUGCCACCACGUCACCGGACGCUGCUCCUGUCCCGCCGGCUGGGUGGGUCCCGUCUGUGCACAGCCGUGCUCGUUUGGAUCGUUUGGCAUCAACUGUUCUCAGGAGUGCACGUGUCGUAACGGCGGUCUUUGUGACCACAUCAGCGGUCAGUGCCAGUGCACCGCCGGCUACAUCGGAGAGAGGUGCCGGGACGAAUGCCCGGUCGGCGCUUACGGGCCGCAGUGCGCCCACAAGUGCGACUGUCAGAACGGGGCCAAGUGCUACCACAUCAACGGGGCCUGCCUCUGCCCUGAGGGCUUCAAGGGGCCCAGCUGCCGGGACCGCUUCUGCCCCGCGGGCCUCUACGGGCUCGUCUGCGACAAGUACUGCCCCUGCAAGGCCGCCAACACGCUCAGCUGCCACCCUCUGUCGGGCGAGUGCACCUGCGCGGCGGGGUGGGCGGGGCUUUACUGCAACGAGACCUGCCCGGCGGGCUACUACGGCGAGGGCUGCAGGGCGCCGUGCGCCUGCGUCAACGGGGCCGACUGCGACGGCGUGACGGGGGCCUGCCUGUGCGCCCCCGGCUUCAUGGGGGACGACUGCUCCGUGCGCUGUCCUGCAGGCCUCUACGGGACCAACUGCAGCUCCUCGUGCUCCUGCCUCCACGGCGCCUCCUGCUCGCACCUGGACGGCUCCUGCUUCUGCUCAGAAGGUUGGCAGGGGGUGGACUGCUCCCUCCCUUGCUCCAGUGGUACCUGGGGUCCGAGCUGCAACCAGACGUGUCAGUGCGCCAACGCGGCGGCCUGCGACCCCGUCAACGGCACCUGCACCUGCUCCCCGGGCUGGAGGCGGGAGUACUGCGACCUGCCCUGCUCCGAGGGGUCGUACGGACUGGACUGCGGGGAGAGGUGCGACUGCGUCAACGCCGACGGCUGCGAUCCGGUGAGCGGAUUCUGCCGCUGCGCCGCAGGCUGGACAGGUGUCCAUUGUGACAGUGUGUGUGAGGAGGGCCGCUGGGGACCCAACUGCUCCAUCAGCUGCACCUGUGAGAACGGAGGCUCCUGCUCCCCAGAGGAUGGAUCCUGUGUGUGUGCGCCGGGCUACCGGGGCACCAACUGCAGAAGAACCUGUUCGCCUGGUUUCUACGGACAGCGCUGCGCCCGGUCCUGCCCUCAGUGUAUCCAUAGCGACGGGGCGUGUCACCACGUCAGCGGCCACUGUGAAUGUCUGCCCGGCUUCUUCGGCUCGCUGUGCAAUCAAGUGUGUCCCGGGGGGCGGUUCGGUAAGGCGUGUGCUGAGGCGUGUUCGUGCAGCAACAACGGCUCGUGUAACCCCAUCGACGGCUCCUGCCAGUGCUUCCCCGGAUGGAUCGGCGGGGACUGCUCUAAACCGUGUCCUCAGGGCUCAUGGGGUCCAGACUGCAUCCACACAUGUAACUGUCACAACGGAGCCCAGUGCAGCGCCACGGACGGAGAGUGUGACUGCAGCUCGGGAUGGACGGGCCUCUUCUGCACUCAGCGCUGCCCGGCCGGGUUCUACGGCUCCCGCUGUGCUGAAGUGUGCCGCUGUCAGAACGGGGCGGACUGCGACCACCUGGGGGGGCAGUGCUCCUGCAGGACGGGCUUCAUGGGACAGAGCUGCGAGCUCAAGUGUCCCGCGGGGACGUUCGGCUACGGCUGCCAGCAGCUGUGCGAGUGCAUGAACAACGGAACCUGCGACUACGUGACGGGGACCUGCUACUGCAGCGCCGGCUUCAAGGGCAUCCGCUGUGACCAGGCGGCUCUGAUGAUGGAGGAGCUGAACCCCUACACCAAGAUCAGCCCGGCCCUGGCUUUGGAGCGCCAGUCGGCCGGCGCCGUCCUGGGCAUCGUCUUCCUGCUGCUGCUCAUCGUGGCCAUGCUGGGCCUGGUGGUCUGGUUCCGGUACCGGCAGAAAGAGAAGGGCCACCAAGUGCCGAGCGUUGCCUACACGCCGGCGCUGCACCUCAACUCCACCGACUACUCGCUGUCAGAGUCUUCUCCCAGUAGCAGCUCCGUGGUCGGGUGCUUCUCCAACCCCAGCUACCGGACCCUGGGCCCCUGCAGCUACGCCGCCUGCUACACCCAGCCGGAGAGGAGGGGCGCCGCCAAGAUGAAGAAGAAGCGGCACAGGAACAGCGCUCCGGAGUGGGGGGCAUACUGUAACCUCAGCGAGCUGGGUGUUUACUGCAUCGACCGGCGCUUCAGUUACCACGUGGAGCCGUGCUACCGAGACUACAUGAAGGGCUCGCUGUCCUCCACCUGCUCCCUGGACAGCGAGAACCCGUACGCCACCAUCAGCGACGCGCACAGCGCCUGCAAGCCCUCGGAGAGCAGCUACGUGGAGAUGAAGUCGCCGGGUCACCGGGACCGCGGGACGCACUGCUGCCCCCCCGCCGCCGUCGCCACGACGACGACCGCCGCCGCGCCCACCAGGAACAUCUACGACAUGGAACCAAGCAUCAGCGUGGUGCAGGGGGCGGGCUGCUACCCUCAGAACCCGUACGAUCUGCCCAGGAACAGCCACAUCCCGAGCCACUACGACCUGCUGCCGAUGCGCCCGAGCCCGUCUCACAGCCUCGGCCUCGCGCUGCCCGGCAGCCCCACCAGCUCGCUGCUCUAGACACGCCCCCCCCACCCCCCCCACC